AUGGCCGUGGGCUUUGGCUUAGGCCCCCACAGCCACAGUCCCUGUGCCCUGCAUUCCCCUUCGAACAGCGAGGCAUGCACACCAGCAGCGCCGUGGUGCCACCGGGCUACAGUGGGCGGGCCCUUGGCAAAGCUCCCCAGGCCCCUUUGUUAUCAUGACACAGUCACUAAGCAACAGCUGCAGGUUGCAGCCAUGGCAUCCAGGACAAAGCGAGCCCGGAGCGUCCAGUAUGAGCUGGAGGAGUUUGCUUUCAAGGCCAGGCUCUCAGUGUAUGGGCUGGCGCAGGAGCAGCAGAAGGCGAUCCGAAAGAAAUCGCUUCUGCACAGGCUGGUAUUUCUGGCUAAGAUCUCCCCGGAGCUGGCCGACAAACGGGAUUUAGCAGGGUACUGGCACCGCCUCUUCCUGAGUCUGCAGCGCUACUACCAGGGCGAGGGGGUCACGGGCCUCCUGCUGCUCUACCCCACCUACGUGGUGCACACCCUGGAGGCCUCCAGCGAGGUGCUUUACUCCAUCCUGAGGGACCUGCGAGACAUGCAGCCCCAGCAGCACAGGGCCCUUGUUCUAGAGCCCAAGAUCCUGGUGCUGUCCCACAACAUUCCCUCCCGGCUCUUCCAGCAGUGGAGCUACAAGGUGCUGGCUGUGCCCAGCAGGCACCUGGGCUACGACACCUCGCGCGAGGAGCCAAUUGAGACCAUCACUAGUGAGUGCCUGGUGAUGCUCCUGAAACUGGGGACGCACCUGCUGAAAUACCCCAAGAGCCCCCCAAACCUCCCUGAUGCCGUUCUGGAGGAGGUCCCCAACUUAAUUGUUCCCCAGGACACCAUCUGCCACCUCCUGGAGUGCCGGGAGCUCCUGAGCCCUGCGCAGUUCCUGCAGGCCUACGAUUCCCCCUUGAACGUCGUCAUGGACUCAGAGCGCGUGUGGCCACUGCCUGGGAAGGUGAAGCUGGAUGCCGUGAGCUUGUGA
This is a messenger RNA of Emys orbicularis (European pond turtle), 966 nucleotides long. RefSeq names its product testis-expressed protein 47-like. The transcript has 7 exons. Bases 1 to 966 code for a protein of 321 amino acids. Lineage: Eukaryota; Metazoa; Chordata; Testudines; Emydidae. Gene Ontology annotation, molecular function: blue light photoreceptor activity; FAD binding. The record is from RefSeq and is a predicted model, not a curated record.